This is a messenger RNA of Nestor notabilis (Kea), 1224 nucleotides long. It is a transcript of the gene NUP43, whose product is annotated as nucleoporin 43kDa. Lineage: Eukaryota; Metazoa; Chordata; Aves; Psittaciformes; Psittacidae. The transcript is spliced from 7 exons. The annotation marks the transcript as partial. Gene Ontology annotation, molecular function: protein binding. The record is from RefSeq and is a predicted model, not a curated record. Gene Ontology annotation, cellular component: nuclear pore outer ring.
GAUAACAGGAUCUCCAUUUGGUCUGUUGGAGACCUUGGGAAUGCGGGCCUCAACGGGGAGUACCAAGGAGAACCUCAGCUGCUGUGUGAUAUCAGGCACAACGGUGAUGUUAUGGACAUGCAGUUUUUGGAUCAAGAGAGAAUUGUGGUUGCUUCAUCAACAGGAACUGUAACUGUAUUCCGUCAUCAUCAAAAUAACCAGACUUUAUCUGCCAACCAGCGGUGGGAGAAAGCCCAUUACCAUGUGGACCAAGACACAUCUUGUGGUGGAGCAGCAUGUACCGGAGUCAUCUGUAACAAACCAGAAAUUGUCACUGUUGGAGAAGAUGGUAGAAUAAACCUCUUCAGAGCUGACCAAAAGGAUGCAGUAAGAACUAUAGACAAUGCAGACAGCAGUACGCUCCAUGCUGUGACCUUCCUCCGCACAACUGAGAUCUUGACAGUAAAUUCAAUUGGACAGUUAAAAAUAUGGGACCUCAGACAGCAAAGAAAUGAGCCAUCUCAAAUAUUUUCUUUGACAGGAGACAGAGUUCCACUGCACUGUGUGGACAGGCAUCCCAAUCAGCAGCAUAUUGUGGCCACAGGGGGCCAGGAUGGGAUGCUGAGCAUAUGGGACAUCAGGCAGGGUACGAUGCCAGUGUCCCUGCUAAAUGCUCAUGAAGCAGAAAUGUGGGAAGUUCACUUCCAUCCCUCCAACCCUGAUCACUUAUUUACGUGUUCUGAAGAUGGAUCUCUUUGGCACUGGGAUACUUCCACAGACAUAUCUGAAAAACCAUCUUUUCUUCAUCAAGGAGGAAGAAGUACUGCCUAUUUUUCCCACAAUACCAUUAACCAGUCUGUAGUAAGUGCCUGGCUAAGCAACGAUCCUACCAAAGACCGCAUGGAAAUCACCAACUUAGUUCCAAAUCAGACCUUGUCUGUGAAUAGUUUAGAUAUUUUAGGACCAUGCCUAGUAUACGGUACUGAUGCAGAGGCUAUCUAUGUGAACAGACAACUUUUUGCAUGAAACAACUCAAGUGCCCCUUUACAGUACUGAUCCCCUGGAACUACUGGGGAAUGCCAUGUUCAUUCUUAAUGAUACUCAUUAGUCUGUUAGCAGCCUGUGGGGGAGAGGCAGUCCUGGUACUGCACAGAAAAUGUAAGGUACCUCGGAUUCUGACAGCUCUCGCUCAUUACUGGUGCUCCAGGAUGGGUAACUUAUAUGUAAAUGUGUUGUCAUUUCUUC